Verruconis gallopava is the source of this 4301-nucleotide messenger RNA. RefSeq lists its product as uncharacterized. The record is from RefSeq and is a predicted model, not a curated record. Gene Ontology annotation, biological process: transmembrane transport. The transcript has a single exon. NCBI's taxonomy places the organism in Eukaryota, Fungi, Ascomycota, Dothideomycetes, Venturiales, Sympoventuriaceae. Bases 222 to 3935 code for a protein of 1237 amino acids.
CGGCGCGACCGUUGGCUCCGGCGGCGACCACGUCGAAGCCAAAACCUCGCUUCUGUAACAGCUGCUCGUCGUCCCCUUUGGACCGAGUGGUCUUCGUCAUCGCCUUGUUGGCUCUCCUCUCUUCACCCUCCUUCUGUGCAUUCCAGCCUCAACGUCGUCCCUCUCGCUAUCGAACACCACCCCCCAACAGGCGAGAAUCCGGCCCCCUCGCUGGGUUUUGGAUGGACCCCGGGACGACUUCUUCAUCGACCUCAACGACCUCGUCGACCUCGCCGUCGCCGCACGCAUGGAGUAGCUUCGAGGAGCGAGGUGAUUCGGUGGUGGAAAAAGUCGGGCUACCUACCAAGAAAUUCGCCAUGGCAUCGCAGUCGCCAUUGCUGGCCCGGAGAAGGGCACGGAGGCGCCACAUCGACUUCGACCCAACCGCACAACCGCAAUCAACGUCGACACUUUGCACGACGUCGCCGUCGUCCCUCUGGGCCAUGCUCACCACCCUAUGCCUCGUUUUGCUGGCCGCUUCGAGCCUGCCGGCGGCAGAGGCCGCUCUCGUUUCGUUCGACAACUGCCUCUCGCCCGCCGUGCUUAGCUCCAAAGACCUGCAGUUCCAGCCUCUGUUCCUCGACGCACGAUACGAUGACAGCAACGGCACCUACACGUUCAACGUGACCGUCUACGGAAACGUCACCGGCACCACGGAUCCUUCGCUCCCUUAUCCAAGUCCAAACAAUUGGAACGCCUCCGAUCCACACUUCAACAUCAUCGAUGCUCCAGACAACUACACCACGCUGUUCGCAACCGUCGACGUCCUUUCGUACACGGCAUGGCACCCUUCGCCCAUGCGAUUUUGCAACCAGACCAUCGAUGGCGGCUGUCCCUGGCAGCCCCUCUUUGACGUCAGUCCCUACAGUCUGGACCGGCUGCACGCUUUCUCCCUCUCACAUGACUUUGACAGCGCCUAUUCCUUCGCCUCGUUCGCGACAUUGUUGAGGGUACAAUCCGGUGCUGCUGCGAACAACAAUGACUACUUGGCCUGCGUUCAGGCAGGCAUCGCGCCAUCGUUGGGGAGCUCGCUGUCAAGUGCUCUGCGAUGCGUACCUCUGGCCAUCCUGAUCCUGGUGGGACUUGCCACCAUCCUCGCCGCUCGAUUCAGCCCUUGGAGCUCGCCCGACGCAUUCCACUGGACCAGCAACUACGGCCGCGACGACGAUAUCCUGCGCCUGGUCACCCCCGGCUUCGGCGACUGCUUGCAGUACAUCCAGUUCGUCGUGCUUGCGGGCAGUUUGAGUCUGGCCUAUCCAGGCUUCUACCAGCCGGUUGUCAGCCGCGCAAGUUGGUCUGUUCUCAUGUUCAACGAGAGCUUCAUCAGCAAGGGCGAGGGCUAUCAGAGCUUGCGGGACGGCGUCUACGCGACCAAUGGCACCUACGGUCUGACGAGAUUGAGCCAGUUGGCAGGCAUGACAAAGGAUGAAGACGUGUGGGCGGGCAUGGCCGUGUGGCUUUGCAUCAUCAUCGCUUCCGUGGUCAUUCUCUGCCAGCUCGCCUUCGCAGCUCGAACCCUCUUCCGGCUUAUUUCAGACAUACCAGAGGAGGAUCUGCGCAGCAAGAACUUGCCAUUCACCUCUGGCAACGUGGUCCGCAUCUUGUUCAACUACUUUCUCCUCCCCAUCAUCUCGCUGUCGAUGUUCCAACUAGUCGUCGCCGACCGGUCCCCGCCCUACGUGGUCGCAUUGGCCGUCGUCCUGAUAGUCGCCAUCAUCCUCUUCGCCGCCUGGAUCUUCCGCCUGAUCUUCACCACGAAGCCGCGAGUACACCUUUUCGACCAUUUACCUCUGCUUCUGGCAUACGGUCCGCUUUACAACACGUACUCGGACGAGGCUGCGCCGUACGCCUUCAUUCCAUUCCUGCUCACCUUCGUGCGCGGUAUCGCCAUGGGAGCCGUUCAGCCUUCGGGCAUUGCCCAGCUCGUCAUCCUCGCUAUCUGUGAGGUCAUCUUGAUCCUUACUUUGCACGCCUUCCGGCCCUUCCAGUCGCUCACCUCCAUGAACGCGUAUCACACAUUCUUCUCCGUCGUCAGGCUCGUCACCACUCUGCUUAUGGUGGCCUUCGCACCUUCUUUAGGUGUCUCGGAGUCUACUAAAGGCUGGGUGGGCUACGCUGUGCUGCUCCUGCACGCAGCUGUUCUCGUGUUUGGCUUCUUCCUCAAUGCAAUCCAGACCUUGGUCGAGGUCUUCGCUCGACUCGCCGGUGCUGGAAGGGAGGCCAGGGGAGGUCUCACCACCGUUUUCGGCAUGCGACAGCUGUCCAAGCGUGUCAAACGUCCCGGUCCACGCGGAAGCAUGGGCUCUCAGGUGACCCAGUUGACAGAGACCAAGUCUUCCAUGAACCGCAUGAGCCGAGCAAUGUCGGCCAGUUCGACAAUGAUACUGAACGACGGCACUCCAAACAACCGCGCCAGCGUCGGGUUUGAGAACUUCAGCCAGGCCGGCGAGUCUGUCACAGGCAACAGUCCCGGAACGAGCACGCCAGCUGGCGGACAUAGUCCAUUCUCUUUCUUGCCUGCUGGCGCCGCCGGUGCUGCGCAGGGCAGGAAGGCGAGUAAGGUGCUCGAACCGUCUGACCCCUAUUUCAGACCACCGAGAGCUCGAAGACCGACAAAUGAGCUUCUUGCCGAAGAUGUGUCCGCUGGCGGGGAAGGCCGCCCUCGGCGGUCUUCGCAACCGCUACAGCAUGCCAUGUACUCUGAUCUGUCAGAAGCUCCUUCAGUGCUCGGAUCGGAGCGGGGAUCCGUCGGUGCUGCAUACUUCCGUGCACACCACAGCGAUCCUGGCGAUCUUGGCGAUUCUCGACUGCGAAACACCGACUACUCUACCAGAGAGUCGGAUUUCUACUAUGGAGUCAGAGGCCAAGCGCUCUCCAGUGGGCCUACCAGGCGACUGAAGACUGGGCCAGCAGAUCCGAUGGGACCGGUUGCAUCCGCAACCGGAUGGUUCAGGAGCAUAUUCGGCAACAAAACCAAGGACAAGAAGAAAGGGUUUGAGGUUGUUAGGAGCACACCUCUCCACCUGCUGCAAGAGCAAGAUGAGGAUCCACCUGUUACCGAUGCCCAGGUGCCAUAUUCAGACAAGCCUGAAGAUGUUGAACAAGAGAAGCGAGAGAGUGUCAUAGCCGACUUGCCAGAAAGUUCGUCCCAUGCUAUUGACGAAGAAGAGAGUCGCCACGAUGUCGUCCGCCCCAGGCCAUCGCAGGACACGUAUGUGCCGCAAAGCGAGUCCGAACUUCUUUCUCCGAUGCGACACGCGUCGACGAGAGAGGGUCCGCCGAGGUUGGCGCCUAUAUCAGGGGUUGGAAGCAUACAUCUCCCGUCCCGCUCAGCUUCACAAGUCACCACGGACAGUCAAAGACCACCAAUUCCAGCAGUUCCGCGACGAAGCUCAAAGCGGAAUUCGAGGGGAGAGACCACAUUUCCAAAGAUGCAAGAGCUAGCUCGGAUGGCAUCGUUUCGAGGACCUGGAAACACCGAUCCCGAGGCACGCGUUCCGUUCACCUCACUGAGCGCCGAUCCUGUGGAAGCGGAUAACAAGGAGCGCUCCAGACGCACGAGUGCGGCGUCCAGCUUAUAUCCCGCUUCAGAGAACGACGAACAAGACAUGCAUGAUCAAGAGCGCGCUAGAUCAGGCACGCCGCGUACUGGACAGGUGGGCAGGUUCCAGAACAACGAAUUUGUUUACUCCCAUCCGUACGACGGCCACUUUGGCACGCAGCCCGGCCCCAGCUAUGUCCCCGCCGGUCCGCCAAACGACGAGCGGCGGCCUAUGAGCACGGGGCGUGUCGUUCGCCAUUUCGCAAUGGAAGGCGUGUACAGUGGCGAGUUGCCGCACGGUAGCGAGGCCGAGCUGGUCGAGGAGGAAGAAAGGAAAAACAGCAUGAGGAGGUAAUAAGAAAAAUGCGUGGAAACAUGCGCUUACGGUCCGGAUCAGUUCAAUUCUUGUAGAUGAGUACACAUUUGUGUCUUGUGUUCAUUUCUUUUUUUUUUCAUAUUCAGCAGCAUGCACCAUUUAUGACGACAAGGGCCUUUGACGAAUCUCUUUUUUAUUUCUUCGGAGGGGGCACACUGAUCUAGGAAAGCUGCCGGGAAAGUUUCUCCUUUAUAUACACACAUCUAUAUGCAUGGUGCGGAGUUUUUUUUUAAGGUUUACUGAAAAAAGCGAGCCCCUUUUAUGCCGCAUGUACCUUGAUAUAUAACCUGGGAUCGAGACAACAUUAUAUAGUCACCGUAAUACUACAAUCAAAUCUUUCUGUCA